This is a messenger RNA of Zootoca vivipara (common lizard), 5093 nucleotides long. It is a transcript of the gene DNMT1, whose product is annotated as DNA methyltransferase 1. The record is from RefSeq and is a predicted model, not a curated record. Gene Ontology annotation, biological process: negative regulation of gene expression via chromosomal CpG island methylation; DNA methylation-dependent constitutive heterochromatin formation. NCBI's taxonomy places the organism in Eukaryota, Metazoa, Chordata, Lepidosauria, Squamata, Lacertidae. Gene Ontology annotation, cellular component: nucleus. Gene Ontology annotation, molecular function: DNA binding; zinc ion binding; chromatin binding.
CCUCCCCGACGCGCGCGCGCGCGAAUCCGUCUCCUCCCUGCCUUCCUGCCGCCUUGCUGGUCCCGAUGCCCGCCCGGGCCGCCCCGCUGACCCCGGAGGAGCUGCGCAGGCGGCUAAAAGAUCUAGAAAGGGAUGAAGAUGGUCUUGGUGAAAGAGAACGUGUUAAGGAAAAACUGAGUCUGAUGCACGGCUUCUUGCAAGCUGAUGUUCAGAAUCAGCUGAAAGACCUGGAGACCAAGUUUCACAAGGAGGAGCUUUCAGAGGAACUGUACCUGGCCAAAGUCAAAACCCUGCUCCACCAAGAACUCGCUUUGGAGAAUGGAGGUAACCUGGAGCUUGGCCAGAAGCCCAACGGCUGCACAGAAAAUGGUGCCUAUGGCAGUGAUGAAGAGCCCGAGAGAACAGGCAGCAAGGGAGAAGAGGACAGCACCAUGGAGGUGGAGGAGGCAGCUUCGUCUUGCUCCUCCACACCGUUGGCCUCACCCUCUAUGCCCAAAGCCCGCAGGGGCAGGAAGAGCAAGUCCAACAGUGAGAACAGAAGAUCCCCAAGCAGUUCAAGGAUCACCCGUAGUUCCAGCAAGCAACCAACCAUUGUAGCUAUGUUUUCCAAAGGAUCCAAUAAACGCAAAUCUGAGGAAGUGAAUGGAGACCUGAAACAAGAAAUUAGUGUAGAAAAUAAGGAGGAGGAAGAGGAGGAGGAGCAGCCUGGAGAGAUGGAACAAGAUGAGAAAAGAAUCAAAAUAGAAGCCAAAGAAGGGUCUGAAAUAAAAGAAGAAGCAGUCCAGGUUAAAACUGUGCCACCUGUUAAGACCACACCUCCCAAGUGUGUUGAAUGCAGGCAAUACCUAGAUGACCCUGAUCUCAAGUUCUUCCAAGGAGAUCCUGAUGAUGCCCUGGAUGAACCUGAGAUGCUGACAGACGAGCGCUUGUCCAUCUUUGAUGCCAACGAAGAUGGGUUUGAGAGUUACGAUGACCUGCCUCAGCACAAAGUGACUUCCUUCAGUGUUUAUGAUCGAAAAGGCCACCUGUGCCCAUUUGAUACUGGUCUCAUAGAAAGGAAUAUCGAACUCUACUUCAGUGGUGCAGUAAAGCCAAUAUAUGAUGAUAACCCUUGUCUGGAUGGGGGUGUCCGAGCCAGAAAGAUGGGCCCCAUCAAUGCAUGGUGGAUCACUGGUUUUGAUGGAGGUGAGAAGGCUUUGAUUGGAUUCACCACAGCCUUUGCAGAUUAUAUCCUGAUGGAACCAAGUGAGGAAUACGCCCCCAUCUUUGCACUGAUGCAGGAGAAGAUCUACAUGAGCAAAAUUGUUGUUGAAUUCUUGCAAAAUAACCCUGAUGUCAGCUAUGAGGACCUGCUGAACAAGAUAGAGACUACUGUCCCUCCUGCUGGAUUAAACUUCAACCGUUUCACAGAAGAUUCCCUCCUCCGACAUGCCCAGUUUGUGGUAGAGCAAGUGGAAAGCUAUGAUGAGGCAGGAGACAGUGACGAGCCUCCUGUUCUCAUCACCCCCUGCAUGAGAGACCUGAUAAAACUGGCAGGAGUCACGCUAGGCAAAAGGCGAGCGGCAAGAAGGCAAGCCAUCCGGCACCCUACCAAGAUCGACAAGGACAAAGGCCCCACCAAGGCAACCACCACAAAGCUGGUCCAUUUGAUCUUUGACACCUUCUUCUCUGAGCAAAUAGAGAAAAAUGAAAAGGAGGAAGACAAAGAGAACGCCUUGAAGCGCAGGCGCUGUGGGGUUUGUGAGGUUUGCCAACAGCCAGAGUGUGGCAAAUGCAAAGCUUGCCAGGAUAUGAUUAAGUUUGGUGGCACUGGGAAGUCAAAACAGGCCUGCAUAAUGAGAAGAUGUCCCAAUCUGGCCGUAAAAGAAGCUGAUGAAGAUGAGGAAGUGGAUGAUAACAUCCCUGAAGUGCCCUCGCCUAAAAAGAUGCUGCAAGGAAGGAAGAAGAAGCAAAGCAAGAGCCGAAUUUCCUGGGUGGGAGAGCCUGUCAAGACUGAUGGCAAAAAGGAUUUCUACCAGAAGGUGUGCAUUGAUUCAGAGGCCCUGCAAAUUGGUGACUGUGUCUCUGUCAGCCCGGAUGACCCCACAAAACCUCUUUACUUGGCAAGAGUCACUGCCAUGUGGGAAGAUGCUAGCACUGGGCCGAUGUUCCAUGCCCACUGGUUUUGCCGUGGCACUGACACCGUUCUGGGAGCAACAUCUGAUCCGCUGGAACUUUUCUUGGUGGAUGAGUGCGAAGACAUGCAGCUGGCUUACAUUCACGGCAAAGUCAAUGUCCUUUACAAGGCUCCCUCAGAGAACUGGUCCCUAGAGGGAGGGCUUGAUACGGAGAUCAAAAUGGUGGAAGAUGAUGGCAGAACCUAUUUCUACCAAAUGUGGUAUGAUCAAGAGUAUGCCAGGUUUGAGACUCCGCCAAAGACUCCGCCUCCUGAAGACAACAAAUACAGGUUCUGCAUGAGCUGUGCAAGUUUGGAUGAGGUGAGGCAGAAGGAAAUCCCCAAAGUCUUGGAGCCCCAGGAGGAGUCGGAAGGGAAGAUGUUUUACAGUAUGGCAGUGAAAAAUGGAGUGCAGUAUCGAGUGGGAGAUGGAGUCUUCCUCCUACCAGAUGCCUUCCUGUUCAGCCUGAGGCUUGCCAGCCCUAUCAAGCGGCAGAAAAAGGAGGCAGUAGAUGAGGAACUGCAUCCUGAGCAUUACCGCAAGUAUUCUGAAUAUAUCAAAGGCAGCAACCAGGAUGCACCUGAGCCGUAUCGCAUCGGCCGAAUCAAGGCAAUCUACUGCAAUAUUCGCAGCAAUGGCAGGCCCAACGAAGCAGAAAUCAAGCUGCGUGUAUACAAACUUUACAGGCCAGAGAACACCCAUAAGUCUGUGAAAGCCAGCUACCAUGCAGACAUCAAUUUACUAUACUGGAGCGAUGAAGAGGCCACCGUAGAGUUCAAAGACGUGCAGGGCCGCUGCACGGUGGUGUAUGGGGAAGAUUUGACAGAAAACAUCCAGGACUAUUCUGCCAGUGGCUCUGAUCGCUUCUACUUCCUAGAGGCAUAUAAUGCAAAAACGAAAAGCUUUGAAGACCCCCCAUAUCAUGCCCGUAGCUCUGGAAAUAAAGGGAAAGGGAAAGGGAAAGGUAAAAGCAAAGGGAAAUCUUCAGGAGCAAUGGAGCAGAGUGAGAUUGAAGCUGCUGAGAUUAAGCCAUCAAAGUUGCGCAGCCUGGAUGUCUUCUCUGGCUGUGGAGGCUUGUCAGAAGGGUUCCACCAAGCAGAAGUCUCGGAGACUCUGUGGGCCAUCGAGAUGUGGGAACCAGCAGCACAGGCCUUCCGCCUGAACAAUCCUGGCACGACAGUGUUCACGGAGGACUGCAAUGUCCUGCUCAAGCUGGUCAUGUCUGGGGAGAAGACCAACUCCUUGGGUCAGAAGCUGCCACAAAAGGGAGACGUGGAGAUGCUGUGCGGUGGACCACCUUGCCAAGGCUUCAGUGGGAUGAACCGCUUCAAUUCGCGUACCUAUUCAAAGUUCAAGAACUCCCUGGUGGUCUCCUUCCUCAGCUACUGUGACUACUACAGGCCGAGGUUCUUCCUGCUUGAGAAUGUGAGGAACUUUGUCUCCUUCAAGCGCUCAAUGGUGUUAAAGCUCACCCUGCGCUGCCUUGUCCGGAUGGGAUACCAGUGCACUUUUGGGGUUCUGCAGGCUGGUCAGUAUGGUGUGGCCCAAACACGCAGGAGAGCGAUUGUGCUGGCUGCAGCCCCAGGAGAGAAGCUGCCCAUGUUCCCUGAACCCCUGCAUGUCUUUGCUCCCCGAGCCUGCCAGCUCAGUGUGGUGGUGGAUGAUAAGAAGUUUGUUAGCAAUAUCACAAGGACCUAUUCAGGCCCAUUCCGAACCAUCACAGUCCGGGACACCAUGUCUGACCUUCCUGAAAUCAGGAAUGGGGCAUCAGCACUUGAAAUCUCCUACAACGGGGAGCCACAAUCUUGGUUCCAGAGGCAAAUUCGAGGCUCUCAGUAUCAGCCCAUCCUCAGGGAUCAUAUAUGUAAGGAUAUGAGUGCACUGGUGGCUGCUCGGAUGAGACACAUUCCUCUGGCCCCAGGCUCAGACUGGCGUGAUCUGCCCAACAUUGAAGUGCGUCUCUCCGAUGGCACCACCACCCGCAAGCUGCGCUAUACACACCACGAGAAGAAAAAUGGGCGCAGCAGCACAGGAGCCCUCCGGGGGGUCUGCUCUUGCGCUGAAGGCAAGCCAUGUGAUCCUGCAGACCGGCAGUUCAACACCCUGAUCCCUUGGUGUCUGCCCCACACGGGGAACCGGCACAACCACUGGGCUGGCUUGUAUGGAAGAUUAGAGUGGGAUGGAUUCUUCAGUACAACAGUCACCAACCCGGAGCCCAUGGGCAAACAGGGGCGUGUGCUUCAUCCCGAGCAGCACCGGGUCGUGAGUGUGCGUGAGUGCGCACGGUCCCAGGGGUUUCCAGAUACCUACCGCCUGUUUGGAAAUGUGCUUGACAAGCACAGACAGGUGGGUAACGCAGUGCCUCCACCUCUGGCAAAAGCCAUCGGACUAGAGAUCAAAUUGUGUGUGUUGGCCAAAAUGAAAGAGGAUGCUACAGGUAAUAUCAAGCAGGAAAAGAUGGACAUUUCAGAUUAAUUUGUCAGUAGCCCGUCACCUGCUGCUCUUCUGUUCCAGCACCUGAACACCCAAACAUGCACUGAUUGUUUUUAAUUUUCUUCGUUUCAUUUUCUGGUUUAUUUGCUUUCUCCUGGACACGCUGAAAAUUGUUGGAAGUUUUUGUUUGUUUGGGGAAUUAUUUUGUGUUCUGUCUUUCUCUUUUCAAGCCUGUAUUUGUGAGCAGUGUUUGUCUACUUGACAAUUCUGAAGCUGUUUUGAUGUUCCAAAAAACCAUUCUCAAGUGAUCAACUGUGCAGUGCCUCCCACUUCAUGCGUGUGUGUGUGUGUGUGUGUGUGUGUGUGUGUGUGUUGGGGGGGAAGGGUUGCGGGUGUUUUUAUUAUGCAUUGUAUUGAAAAUUAAUCAACCACUUUAUACAAGUGGAAAUUAAUACUUUAUGUAGUUUUUAUAUGUUGUAAUAUUUCUUCAAAUAAAAUCUCUGC